CGCCCCGGCCCGGCCCAUUCUUCCGCCGAACUCCAAAAGCCUCCUCCACUCGCCCAGCCCGAGCUCCCUGCCGCGCCCGACUCGCCCCGGGCGGCCGAAGAAAACCGGCAGGGAGGCUGGGCGGCUCCCGACCUGCGCGCUUCAGGUCAGCAAGCCGGAGUUCAGCUCGGAACGCGAUUUCCGAAGCUCAGUUUUCCCGCCGGAGUCGGAGACAGCUGCAGCCUUCCCGAUUGCGCAGGCUCAAUGCCACUUACGGAGCAUGGAAGUGGUGGGUCUUCUAUGUUUGGCAGUGGUGGUCCUAUCGUGGGGCUUCCUCUGGUUUGGGGACUACUCCGAACGAAUGGAGAGUAAGGAGCAGGCUGGUCUGCUGGGAGCCGGAAACCGGACCCUCCUAGUGAUCGCGCACCCCGACGAUGAAGCCAUGUUCUUUGCUCCCACCGUGCUAGGCUUGACCCGCCUGAGGCGCCGGGUGUCUCUGCUCUGCUUUUCUGCAGGAAAUUACUACAAUCAAGGGGAGAUUCGUAAGAAAGAACUUGUGCAGAGCUGUGACGUUCUAGGGAUUCCACCUUCCAGUGUAAUGAUUAUUGACAACAGGGAUUUCCCAGAUGACCCCCGCAUGCAGUGGGACACCCAGCAUGUGGCCAGUGUCCUCCUCCAGCACAUAGAAAGGAAUGGCAUCAACCUGGUGGUGACUUUCGAUGCAGGGGGAGUGAGUGGUCACAGCAAUCAUGUUGCUCUGUAUGCGGCCGUGAGGACCCUGCACUCAGAAGGAAAGCUACCUAAAGGGUGCUCUGUGCUCACGCUUCAGUCUGUGAAUGUGCUACGCAAGUAUAUCUCCCUCCUGGACCUGCCCCUUUCUCUGCUUCAUACCCGGGAUGUCCUCUUCGUGCUCACCAGCAAAGAAGUGGCCCAGGCCAAGAGAGCCAUGUCCUGCCACCACAGCCAGCUCCUCUGGUUUCGCCGCCUCUACGUGCUCUUCUCCCGGUACAUGAGAAUCAACUCUCUCAACUUCCUCUGAAGCCGUCAAGAGUUUUCCGAUCCAAAGAACAAAAGGAGAAAGAGCGGGAAGGUCUGGAGCUGGCUCAUGUUGCUGAGCCAAGGAGUUGCCAGCAUCUUAAAGGGAGACCACGCAGGGCCAGCGGGCUCUGCAAAGGUCAGCCUGCUCCUCUGGGGGAAAGAUACAACUGCAAACAAACAAACCCAAGGAUCAUAAUAGCCUCCCUGCUGGCUUGUCAAGUUCGGGUGUAAAACAAUUUACAUAAUGACACAAUGUGUGUCACAUACCUUUCUGGGAGCCUGCUGUUAACAUAAAUGAAUGUAAAAGCGCUCUAAAACCACUUCACAGGUGCCAGGGUGCAGUAGGUUCACACUGUUCCACAGCGGGCUCACCAAACACGGGCACACACUCAAAAGAACAGAGCAUAUUGAACAGUCCAACCAUAAUCCCUCUGAUUUAUCUUUGUGGUCUAUAUGAGAUUGGAUCUAGGGGAAGGUUCUUUAUUUAUUGUCAAGUCAGUGACUGGGGCUCCUAACACCCGCUCCAUCACCAUGUGCAGCGUUUCAUACAGUUACAAUGUGGGCCUGCUCUAGGGAAGCCUACAAUCAGUAUCUCAGCUCUCAGUCAUUUGGGAGAAGCAGGAAAUAGAAAUUUUUUUUUUUAAAUAUUCAAGAAUCUGAUGUCUUAAAAUUGUGCUACACACAAAAGUUCUCUGAGAGGUCUGGCCUGAAGCUGUUCCCAGAGUCCAGCUAAUGGUGCAGGUAAGUGGCCCGAGGCAGGGAGGCUCGGUGGUGAAGACCACAGGCCGUCAGACUGGUGGCCCUGGGUGCGGGACCAGAAAUACCCACAGCAUAACCACAGGCAAAGUGUUUAACCUUUCUCUGCCUCAAUUCUCUCACCUGUAAAAUGGUGGGCAAUAAUGGCCCCACCUCAGAGGAGAGGAUGCCCACCCUCACCAGUAAGGGUCUGGGUACGCAGGAAGCACUCAAGAAAGAGGAGCUGGGGUAUCUGAGACCUAAAGAGUAGGGGCUGAGCAGAGGGAGCAGAAGUCGAUGCCCUGGUACAGGAAAGCUCUUGGUGUGCCGAGUCCAGGGAGCAUGUCCUGCUGCUCAGGGGAAGUUCUGAAUGGCUGGCUCCAUAGCCCGGGUUAGAGACCUGCUUGCUGGGUCUCUCCACCCAAACUUGCUGCACUUUGCUGAGGGUCACCUUGAUCUUGAAUGCCUCCUAGAGGACAAAUGAGACGACAGAGCUACUAGGCCCUAAAACUGGAAUCAAACAGAAGUCUGGUUAUCUGUCUACUUAGAAUUUGUCAAUAGCUCCUAACAGCCUUCAUAUGAAAUUGUGUCAAGAAGUAAGCCACGAACACUGGAUAGAGUGUGGUGGGACAGGCUGACUCUGACCCGGCCUUUCUGGAUAGCAGUUGUCAAUAUGUAUUAGAAACUUUAAAAAUGUGUAUACUCUGUGGCCUGAGAAUGUAUUUUUAAAAUAAAAAUGAUAUACCCAGAUACCAUCACAGUAUUAUUUAUAAUAGCAAAAUUAGAAAAAUCUAGUAAUGCAAUCAUCUUUAAUAAUAAAAAAGUGUUCAUAUAUAUUAAAAUUUUUAAAGCAGGUUAAGAAUGGUAUGAUCCCAUUUCAGUUAAAUUAACAUAAAUAAGUGCACAUGUGUGUACACACACAAAAGCAUAUGAAUAAACAUGGAAGGAUAUAUAUUCAAAAGGUAAAUACUAUUUAAUAAGGUCACCUUUCUACAAUGAACAGUUAUAAUUUUAAAGGAUUUGUUGCUUAUGAAUAAGUUUUAUGUGAUAAAAUACUUUUGACAUAAUGUGAAAAAAUUUAAAAGUACAUAGCCAAUGUAAUCUCAAUGCAUAAAGAAAUGAUUCAUUAAAGGAAAGUUAGCCAUUUAUACAUCACUGGUAGACAUGUAAUGGUCAGCCUCUGAGGGUCAACUUGGCAGUUUCUAGCAAAGUCACAUACCCACUGAUCCAGCAUUUACACUAUAGAUUACUCCUCAUGUGUAAAUGACAGACAUUGAACACUUUAUAAUAGGCAAAUGCUGAACCAGUCCAAUGUCCAUCAAUUAGGGACUGGUUAAGUAAGUUGUGGGUACACCAGUAAAAUAGAAUACCAUGAAGUAUUAAAAAUAAUAAGGCAAUACAUUGGUACAGAAAAACCUGCAAGAUAUAUUAAGUGAAAAAAGCCAGAUGCCAACAGAGAAUGCACCCAUUUGUGGAGGGAAAAAUUCAUUUGUAAACCUCCAAAUGUGUGUGAACAAAUAAGAUAUCUCUGGUAAUAGUGCUUGUCUCAAAAGGGACUUGCGUGGGAAGAAGGGAGUGCAUACCUUUUGUCCCUUUUGAAUUUUAUACAAUGCACAUAUAUUAUCUAUACAAAAAUAUUUUUGAAUCUUAGAGGUUAAGAAGAUGUACAGAAUUAUCAAUAGUAGUUGCUUCUGGGUGGUGGGAUUUGAGACUUAUUUUCUGUGGCUUUUGCUUUACUGUACAUACCAACUAUUAUUUAAAUAAAUCAAGUAAAAAUCUAGGUGGGAAAUGAAAAUAAACUAACAUUUUUAAUUAA
Manis javanica (Malayan pangolin) is the source of this 3568-nucleotide messenger RNA. RefSeq names its product phosphatidylinositol glycan anchor biosynthesis class L (gene PIGL). Gene Ontology annotation, molecular function: N-acetylglucosaminylphosphatidylinositol deacetylase activity. Gene Ontology annotation, cellular component: endoplasmic reticulum. NCBI's taxonomy places the organism in Eukaryota, Metazoa, Chordata, Mammalia, Pholidota, Manidae. The record is from RefSeq and is a predicted model, not a curated record.